AGAAUGACUCCAAAGCGAUUAAAGGAGAUUUGUAAAGAGCUCAAACUAUAUACAACUCCAGAAUUGAAUGAUGUGCUCUAUCUUCAUUUUAAAGGUUUCGGUAAGAUUGAAAAUUUGGAGCGUUACACAGGCUUAAAAGCUCUCUGGUUAGAAUCCAACGGAAUUUCCAAGAUUGAAAAUCUUGACUGCCAAACUGAAUUACGCUGCUUAUAUUUGCAGCAGAAUCUACUCACUCAACUGGAAAACUUAAGCCCACUGGUAAAUUUGGAUACUCUGAAUGUCUGUAACAAUUGCAUCAGCAAAAUUGAAAAUAUCUCAUGUCUACCAGUACUAUCAACCUUGCAAAUUAGUCACAAUAGAUUAGAGGAUGCUGACAGUCUUCGUGAACUAAGUCAAUGUGAAAAGCUAAGCGUCGCUGAUCUAUCUCAUAAUCGCAUUAAUGAUCCAGACAUCGUUAGUGUAUUAGAGCAAAUGCCAAGCUUGAGAGUACUUAAUCUUAUGGGCAAUCCUGUCAUCAGAAAAAUUCAAAACUAUAGAAAGACCAUGAUUGUUAGAUUGAAACAAUUAACCUAUUUGGAUGAUAGACCAGUAUUUCCUCGGGAUAGAGCUUUAGCAGAAGCAUGGGCAAGAGGUGGUCGAGAGGAAGAAAUGAAAGAAAGAGAAUUGUGGCAGACCAGGGAACAGAAACGAAUCAUGGAUAGUGUUAACGGUUAG
This is a messenger RNA of Trichoplax adhaerens, 714 nucleotides long. RefSeq lists its product as uncharacterized. The transcript has 8 exons. The annotation marks the transcript as partial. The record is from RefSeq and is a predicted model, not a curated record. Lineage: Eukaryota; Metazoa; Placozoa; Uniplacotomia; Trichoplacea; Trichoplacidae. Gene Ontology annotation, molecular function: protein binding.